AUGAUCGGAUUGGUUGCUGGUGGCGGACGCAUUGACAAGCCGAUCCUCAAGGCUGGUAGGGCUUAUCAUAAGUAUAAGGCCAAACGAAAUUGCUGGCCCAAAGUUCGUGGAGUUGCGAUGAAUCCAGUUGAACAUCCCCAUGGAGGUGGUAAUCAUCAACACAUUGGCAAACCAUCUACCAUUCGCCGAGAUGCGCCACACGGGCGUAAAGUUGGUCUUAUUGCUGCUAGAAGAACUGGUAGAGUCCGUGGUACUCGUGUUGUUUCGACCAAAGCAGAAAAAGAGUGA
Molecule: messenger RNA, 288 nt
Organism: Protopolystoma xenopodis
Lineage: Eukaryota; Metazoa; Platyhelminthes; Monogenea; Polystomatidea; Polystomatidae
Source: the annotation of a GenBank genome assembly